UGGCUAAGACGUCUGAUACUCAACGAAGUAAUAAUAAUAUUUGUCUAGAUUCUAGCAGGUAACAAAAACUAUAAAAUACGUAAAUAUAUUUCCUGUUAUUUCAUUCACUUCGUAUUUGCAGUGGUGAAUAGUGGUGUACAUAACAUAUACCUACUUAUGCGCUAUUAAAUAAUGUGCUUUACUUUUUAUUUAUUUUAAAUUCGAUCAACUAUUACGAUUUUAAAUUAACUCAAGUACCUAAGUACAACAAUGAAAGAAGAAAUCGUCACUAUACUGAUUUUAAACAUUCUCGUUAUCGGUGGACUAGCAGUAGGCGAUGAUAUUGAAUAUAAAUCACAUACUGCAGAUAACUAUGACAUCACAACAAUUUAUAAAAUGGGAUAUAAUGCUGAAGAAGAAAGGAAUCAAAAACCUUUCAAUAACAUUAAGUGUACCGGGUGCUAUGAUGCAAACAUUCAUUUGAGAACUAAUGCAAUUGGUAUGCCAAUUGAGUUUAAUGGAUUAAUUCUGAGCUCCGAUAAAAAAAGCUUAGAAUUCAUAGCAGACAGCAAGUAUCCAACAAACAUUUCCACGCAAAACCAAAUUGAGUACUCUAUCGGAGAAUGGACUAUCUCGAAAUUAAAUAUGUUAGAAGCUCUUAUAGAUAGUUAUGUAUAUCCGCAACGCUAUCAAACGUACGACUUAUUAUUGUGGAGAGCCAACAACAAUGCAGAAUCGUUCAAAAUCAAAUGGAAACAAAGAAAUUCAAUUAAAAUGUGUAUAUCUAUGUCAUAUUUACUAGAAGACCAGUCGAAGUGUACGUUUUCAAUGUACUUAACUAAUGAAGAUAGUCUUGACAAACAAGUCAUAUAUUCAUAUGACCAUAUAAAAGAAUCGAAAACACUUAAAACAGUAUUGUUCAAAAGUAAUGACUGGCCACAUACCCGGUUAUAUGAAAACAAAACAUAUAGUUUAAAUUUUAAACUCGAAAAGAAAUCAUCAGAAGUAGAAGUAUACAAUGAAAAAUAUAGAAGAGGAUAUUAUUAUGAAAAUGAGUAUAUUUAUAAAACAGAAUACGCCAGUGGUUGUAAAAUUGGAAUCAAACGAAUAGCUCAAUGUACAGAUGAGUAUGAAAACGAAGAAAUAUUAACGGUAACUGCAAAAGAAUUACAAAAGACACCACAUGGAGCAGCUUCGUUAACCUUCAAUGUUUAUCCAUUUGGUCGUACGGUGCAGAAAACAUCCAUAUUACCGUCUUCGGAGUGCUUAAACGGAGGAUUUUCAGACCAAAAUGGUUGUAAGUGUCCUCCUGGCUUCAAAGGCAAUAAAUGCGAGCAAGGGUGUGGACCUAACUCGUUUGGCGUUGACUGCACCGGAAUGUGUUCAAUGCACCAAACACACUGUCAACAGAUGAUGUUUUGUACCAACGGUUUUGGAUGCAAGUGUCCAGCGGGAUAUAGAGGAGACAACUGCACUACAGAAUGUACGAGUGGUACGUACGGCGUAAAUUGCGAGCAACAAUGUUCAGAGAGAUGUAUUUCGACAUCGUGUGAUAUCUACACCGGUGUUUGCAACAACGGAUGUACGACUACGAAUUACAUUGCCCCGGAUUGCAAAGAAAAGUAUCAGUGGCUCAAAUCACCGCCACAACUGGAAUCGUCCGAUUUAAGGUCACUAAAAUUGAAAAUUGAUUUUAAUCCGGAAAACAUACAAGGCAGUAGCGACGUGAAAUCAGUCUAUUACCAAAUAAUAUUUAAGGUCGCUUUAAAUGAAUCAGAAUUUCAGUACUUGGAACUAAAAGAACUCGGACAACAAGUGUCCGUAAUAGAAAUCAUAGAUAAUCUAAAACCGGGAACGUCUUACACUUUCGGCGUGAUUCUAGUAUCAGAAGACGGGAAUUACAACAUAGAGGAUAUCAAAACCGCAAAUUACUCGACUAAGUGCAUAAUGUCAAGAAACAUUAAUUAUGAUGUCAGCUUAUUGAGUGGUACAGAUUCUAUCAAUGUUACUUGGAACAAGAUUAUCGAUCAAAACGAAGAGAACUGCAAAAUAACUGAGUACUUGUUGAAACUAAUGUUUAAUCACACAGUUAAACAGCAACAAAGUUAUUCAGAAGAAGUUAAAUCUAAUAAUAAUGAAUAUACAUUUGAAAAUCUACUACCUGGUGAAAAAUACGCAGUUCAAGUAACAGCAAUAUCAGCUACGGACAAGGCUGAACCAUCAAUAAUAUCAUAUAUCUACACCAAGCCUUAUUAUGGAUUUAUCCAAAUAAAAAACUUAAAAGCCAAACUAAAUCAGAACUCAUCACUGAUAGUAACUUGGGAUGUUGACGAAAAAUACGUAAAUAAUACGCCCUUGAAUUAUGUAGUAAAAUACAAGGUCAAUAAACAUUUUAGUUGUUCAAACAGAGUCAUUGCAAACGACUGGACAUCGCUGCCAGUUUACAAUCAGACAAGACGUGAAAUUUGGAAUUUGAUACCGAACACACAGUAUGUUAUAAAAGUUGACCCCACAAUAGAAGGAUAUACUUACAGCGACAACGCUAAUAUUGUUUUUGUAAAAACACCUAUCUCUAAGCCAAAACUAACACCCGUGAUUAACGACGAAAAUGGUUCGCAUUAUAUCACCAACCAAAGCGCAUACUUUAAUUGGACGAUAAACAAGGCCGAGUGUUCUAAAUUAAAUGGUUUCUUUCGUGGAUACCAGGUCAUACUUAAAGAUAUUAUCCAAGGCACGCAAGUAUCAAACUCGACGAAACAAAACACAGUGAACUACGACGAAUUAAAACCCGACACCAAAUAUGAACUGCAAUUAUAUGUACUAACGAAUUAUGGAUACAACUCGGAACAAGGAUUGUUGAUACCAUUCAAAACCAAAACCAAAUUUUUAGUACCAGUGGACGAAUUAAUAGUUUACAAGAAAAACUUGAAACGCAAAUCAAUUGGAAUCAGAUGGAGUUUCCCUGACGAAAACAUCAUCAAUGGUUUUAUCGUUAGCGCAAUUGACGAGAAUAUGAAUAGUACAAAGCAAAUGACCGUAGAACCCGAAAGAUGCGUUGCUUGGCGAAAAUUAUACUGCGCUACUUUUGAGAAUCUAAUACCAAAUCACCAAUACACCAUAAAGGUAAAAGCCAAGUCGAUAGACUAUCCUACAGGUGGUUCGGUGGCAUCAGUCGUCAGCAAUUUCAAUGACGGAUUCGCAGAUAAACCAGAAAAUCUCAGGACAACCGACGUAGGCUCCACGUACAUAUCACUGGAAUGGGACAUUCCGUGGAUAUUCAACGGUGUGCUGAAAUCGUUUAUAGUGAACACCGAAGAGAUUUCGUCUAAAGACAUCGAUAAAUGCUGUGAUAGCAAGCCCGAUAUAGAGAUUCCGAUAACAGAAGACUUACCAACUUAUAACUGCACGAUAAGUGACUUGAAGCCCGGUUCCACUUAUUCGAUCGGUGUAUUAUCGAAGACUUCGUCAUAUGGUCAAACUAAUAGGAUACACGUGACAACUCUAUCCACUCCCGAGGCCGAUGAAGACGUUGAAAUCGUUGAAAACGAACCGCUAAUAACACUUACAGAGCAGACGCCACACCUGAAUAUUUCUAUUAUUAACAUUGACAAACUAUAAUAACAUAGAAUAUCAUUAAACUCUUAGAUUAACGUAGAAUAUCAUUUCACUUUAUAAUUCACGCGUAAAACACAUAGUAUUUUUCAUUACUAUGAAUAGGCAGGUAUACAUCUGCAGUUAUGUAUUGUCAUUUAAGUUUUGGUAAUUUUUAAUAACUAUUAUUUUAUAUUCAUUGAGUUUUAUUAUAAUUCACUUGAAAACCAACUUGAAAUAAAUCAGGUAACGUUAAAUUUGA
Myzus persicae (green peach aphid) is the source of this 3832-nucleotide messenger RNA. RefSeq lists its product as uncharacterized. NCBI's taxonomy places the organism in Eukaryota, Metazoa, Arthropoda, Insecta, Hemiptera, Aphididae. The coding region runs from base 250 to 3597 and encodes 1115 amino acids. The record is from RefSeq and is a predicted model, not a curated record. Gene Ontology annotation, molecular function: protein binding. The transcript has 21 exons.